This is a messenger RNA of Vitrella brassicaformis, 4198 nucleotides long. The record is from the annotation of a GenBank genome assembly. Lineage: Eukaryota; Vitrellaceae.
CAUGCACAAGGCCUUCAGAGCAGUCAAGCACACGCAUACACACAUGUGGGUCCGUUGUCAUUACACGAGCAGCAUCCAUAGACAAACGGGCAUGCAUGCAGUCGGCAUCAUGCAUCAUCAUACACACCACACACAAGGCAUGAGUACACACAGCAUGCAUCAGUCACAGGGGCUUGCGGCAAGCUGGCUGCCGGCAAGAGAGAGCAGAAACCAGUCCAUGAGCAUUCACACAGACACACACACGGACACCCGCGCACACAUGAAAGGAACAGAGCAAAUGUCACAGCAAACGUCAGCGCAAAGGCGAAACAUCAAACACGGCAAGCUCAUCCUGAUGAAAGACCAGUGCAAGAGGUCAGCACGUCCCAAUCAAAUCAUAUACACACCAAGCUUCAGUCCGAAACAGGAGUCACCUGCGUAAUGCUGAUCACCUGAUCCGAGCUCUUGAGCACUAUCUCCUCCCUUUCUACGCCCUUUCCUGCGGCAAUGAACUGACUGUCGUAGCCUUCUGCCUUCCACUUGCGGCAAUCACACCCCACAGGGACGUGGCCUCCUUUGCAGGCGCUGGCAUCAUGGUUCUUGCACCGGCCACAAUCGACGACCAGGGUCAUCACCACAGGAGGGCUUUUCAUCCUCUCAGCCUUACCCUGAGCGAACACCAUCGCCUGCAGAAAUGGCAGAAGAAGCAAAUGUGUGUGUGCUGUGCACACCCCCUUUGCCUGCCCUGCACUAACCUUGCUGUGCUCCCUCGUCACGUAGAGACCACUUACAGACAUGUUGUCUUCUCCUUUGCCGACCGAAAGAUCGAAUCCCGUCUGACGUAUCCCGUCCGCCCCUGCCUCUGUCGUCCCAUGGACGACAGUCAGAGGGACAGACUUGCCCGUCAGAUUGCACGCUGAGCAUCGCCAUCCGCGCCCCUUGCACUUGAAGCAGGGAUAUGUCGUUUGCGAAGAGGCGCCCUCGAAUAACGCCUGCAGUACAGGGGAAAGCAAAAACCCAUCAUCAUCACCCUCCACUCAAACUCAUCAUACUUACCGGACGAAAGGGUGUUCGACCAAUUAGUUGAGCACAAGGAAAAGCGGCGGCAGACGUCGAAAACGGCGAGGGCCACGCACGGCUGACCUCAAUGACCUCAAUCCUGUCAGCGUCAAAUUCAAGGCUUCUACCGAAGAAGGCAUGUCCGCUUCCUUCCUGUCGCAUGCCCUCGUAUCCGACAAAAAGGUCACGUUUGUCAAUAAAGCCGCUACACUUGCGAAGAUCACCAGGACCGUCACGGCCAAGGACGAGCUGACCGGCGCCGCCAAUCAAGAGGCAUGGGCAUCUCCACAUCGCUCCUUCCUUGGGCGCCGCCAGCACUCCACGAGCCUCUGGACGUAUCCUGAUUUUCUUGGGCCGCUCGUAUCCACCAGACAGCGUGAAUGACCACUGCGGGGGAUGCCGCAUCCCAUGCUGAAUCCCAGCUGUGGCAUCGGUUGGGACGUGGAUGCUGUCGUCGAUGAAGGCGCCAAAUAUAAGCUCCUCCUUGAAGACGGCAAUCACAAGGCCUCUCGAUGCCUGUGUGUCCUCCUCAUUCGAAGGUGCAGCGACGACUUUGAGCUCUGCCUCUCGCGCUUCAAGGCAUCGCAGGAGGUCUGCAUACUUUGCCCCAUCACGUGUGCUGCUGAAAGCGCAAGUACAUACAAAACGAUGACACACAGGUUUCAGCACUGAAUUUCUUUCUCCGACAUCGGUCCUUUACCUGUAUACAAGCUUGAAAUUGUAGCGGUCCGUCCGACUGAAGAAGUCAUGCAGAGCAGCUGUCUGACACGCAUUCAGUCUGCUCCCAUCGAUACUCUACGAAACAUAUACACACAUGAAAUGCGUCCUGUGUGCCUGACCACUAUUUUUCUGACCAGUGGUGGGAUUGGCGAGCACCCAUCGAUCCUGAUCACCUCCACUUCGUCGGCCAUAAAGUGCCGCACACCAAGAGGCAGAGCCACGCUGUUGUUCUUGUCCCACACGCCUUUGUAGCCGUCCAGUAUAUCCCGUGCUGAGAGGGCGCCUCGGUUGAUCGACACAGUGCACCUCUCUAGCUCGCGAUCUGGACUCGGCUCAAAGUCAUCUUCGCAGCCCAGCGCGAACAGGCCGUCGGCAAGGACCACCUUUGCCCUCUUCCCUCCGCUGUAGGGGAAAAUCUCAACCCAUCCGUCUCUUCCCGCCACCCGCAAAGCGCGAUGAUGUUGCUCAAGCUCGAUGCACGUUGGCUGGUCGAAGACUUUCCGAUCCAGAAUCAUGACACGUUGCCGAGUCUCGUGCUGGAAGUCACGUUGUGGAUCAUCUGGCUCUUCCAAAGCUCCCUCCACGUGCAAGCAGAUCAUGUAUCCGCCCUUGCGGCGGAUGACGAAAAGAAGAUCGCCGGCACCCCGCACACGUCCGAGCAAGUCAGAGUACUUCCAGCCAUGACGCGAAGCCCUGAAAUCAAACAGAAAGAAUAGACAACAAGCCCUGCCAUAAAGGAAGCUGUAGUUUGUACCUGUAGAGCAUUGUGAAUGAGCAUUGGCUGAACAGCGACGGAACGAGCAGAGAGUGGAGAUCAUCACACUCAGACGCACUCAAGCUGCUGCCAUCGAUUCUCUGUGGACAACACAAAAGAAACACAGCAGUCAGGAAUUCCGUUUGAGUUUAGAGGGGUCUCGCGUACUCUUCUCUGCUGAGACGAGGUACCCUCGUCGGUGGGGACCUGCAGGUGCAGGAAUACAGAGAGAGAGAGAGCAAAGUGAGAGUGCAAAGUGAGAGAGCAAGGUGCUGAUCGUUGUGCUGAGAGCAAAGUGAGGUGCAUCUUCUUACGAGGACCAAUCGUAGAGCCAAGAGGAGGAAGAGAAUGUGGCCGGGAAGAACAGCAUUUAAGCUGAUCAGGACGACGGAGACGAUUCCGAGAGCCCACUCUGCUGAUCGCUGCGAUGUGUUGCCGUCGCCGGUAUCUGCCGCGGCAAGAGCAGCUUCCAAGUAAGCUGCACUACUGCUGCUCUCAUCGUCAUGCUGAUGACAUAACAUUGAUACAAACAUUAUUUGAUCUUGACACAUUAGAUGGGAGAAUGGGCAGGUCUGCUGACCUUUGGCGUGUUAUUUGGCUGGUCAUCAGCAGCGAUGGAAGGAGGACACUUGGGCGACGGAUGCGACAACACCUGCACACACCAGAUAAGCAUGUCUGCUCUCUAUGUGUUUGUCUCUAGGUGUGCUCACCGCAGACGGCGGCGCAUGAAACUUGGGGAACGCGUCAUUCUUGGCGAUCUUUGUCGGUCGCCCUCUCUCAUUGGUCUGUCUGCUCGUAGACGGCGCCAUCUGAAUGACGACAGAGGGGGACCGCUCAGCCGUCAGAAAGCUCAUCCCUCCUGGCUUUCUGUCUUACGCUCAUGGUUUGUCGCUCUGAUGGUGUGCCGUAGGCCGGCUGGUCGCUGGCGGCGGCUGCUACCUCGCUUGUUUGGCCCUGCAGUGGCGGUCCAGGUGCAGGCUGGGUGCUGGCUGCGGCCGUCGGCUGAACCAUCGAAGAGGCGAGCGAGACAAUGUCAUAGUCUAUUGGCGGCGGCUCGGCGCCGCCUUCGAUUGUCUGGUGUGCUCCUGGGGAUGAUGUCACACCAGAAAGGGCGGCAGUGAGGGGAAUGAGGAGGGGAUGGGGGUGGGGGGGAUGCAUUGCGGGAGGGGGGCCCGCAGCGGCUGAAGCCGAUGCGGCCACGGGAGGUGGGGGGCCGUAUGCUGGGAAAGCCAUCAACGGUGAAGGGAGUCCAGCAGCGGCUGACGGCUGCCAGGCCCUGAACGUGUCGCCAGCUGACUCGUCAUCUCGUAGGCUUCCCCCGAAGGCCAUCUGUCCGCCAGCCAUGCUGUCGCCGUUGGCAGGGGCGGCAGCAGACGACUCGAAUGCGGUCAGGGGGAGGAGAUGGGGACGCCAACCGCUGAACGUGUCAUCAGCUGACUCGUCGUCUCGUGGCCAGCCGGUACCAUGUUCUUCGCCCAUGGCGUCUUCAAGAGCGGCAGCAGACGACAUAUCUGUUGCCAGCGGGUCAGUGAGGUAGGGGAAAGGGGAGUAAGACGGCACCACCUGAAUGGCAACAGGGGGGGACCGCUCAGCCGUCACAUAGUUUAUUACUCUUGGCCUUUUGUCUUACGCUCAUGGUGUCUUGUUGCGACUGCUGGUGGAGAGGGCGCCGCCGUCAGUAGCCGC